Messenger RNA from Coffea arabica (coffee), 825 nucleotides. Lineage: Eukaryota; Viridiplantae; Streptophyta; Magnoliopsida; Gentianales; Rubiaceae. The record is from RefSeq and is a predicted model, not a curated record.
ACCCGCCAACUGCAGCCCAAACCCGUGAAAGCCAGUCAGUAACUGUAACCCACCCACUGAAACCGUCCCAACUUCCCAAGCUCCAUUUCCGGACUGUCCUCGAGGAGACAGAGGGAAAAAAAACCUCAAAACAAUCCGAAAAAAUUUAAAGCAAUCCAACCUCAGAAAAAAAGAAAAAAAUUUCCCCAAGAAAAAAUGGAACAUCACACCACCACCACCCGAGCUGAAGCCGAACGCUUACUAGGAAUCGCCGAGAAACUUCUCCGCAACCGCGACUUUGCCGGCUGCAAAGAGUUCGCCGUCUUAGCUCAAGAAACCGAGCCCUUAGUCGACGGCUCCGAGCAGAUCUUAGCCGUAGCCCAAGUCUUGCUAGCUUCCGAAAAGCGUAUCGGCCAACACAACGACUGGUACUCGAUUCUCCAACUCCCCAACCGCACCGAUGACUCCGACCUCGUUAGGAAACAGUACCGUCGUUUCGCUCUUCUUCUCCACCCGGACAAGAACAAGUUCGAAUUCGCCGAAUCCGCUUUCCGCCUCGUUGCCGAUGCAUGGAACGUUCUGUCCGAUCCCGUCCAGAAAUCCGCCUACGAUAAGGAGCUGUCGUUUUUUACCAAGAUAGAUCUAGCUGCUAUGAAGAGGCAGAAAGAUUUACAACAGCGGCAGCAGCAGCGCCAACACAAGAAUGAUCUCUCCAAUCAGAAAUUGCCCGUCCGGCGAAGCUCUAGGGAAAUAAUACCGCUAAUAAUGCUAGUGGUGCUGGUAACAAUGCUAGCAAUGUCAAUAGCUCUACACCCACACUGCCCGGGCUUCGGGCCGGAGGAGUAA